AUGGCCAAUGGUAUUGAGCCAGGAAUUGUGAAGAAAAUCCAAAAGCCAAUUUCAAACUUUGCCUGCAUGGAAAACAUCAAUGCCUUCGUAGAAGCAGCUAAGAAGCUUGGAGUCCCAACUGAGGAAACCUUCCAAAGUGUAGAUCUUUUCGAAGCUCGUGAUCUGUUCUCCGUCUGCGUUACCCUGUUGUCUCUUGGCCGCAAACUCCAGAAGGAAGGCAAGACCAAUCCCUUCAAGUAA
Haemonchus placei is the source of this 240-nucleotide messenger RNA. NCBI's taxonomy places the organism in Eukaryota, Metazoa, Nematoda, Chromadorea, Rhabditida, Trichostrongylidae. The record is from the annotation of a GenBank genome assembly.